UUAUAUCUUGUGGGACUAUCUUGUAUCAGGAGCAUAUAACAUGUGACAUGCUGCUGCUUGUAUCUGAUUGUAUCUAUCAUCCUAAGAACAUGAUUCACAAAUUACGCGGAAAUUCAAUUUUAUGAGUUAUUUGACAACAAAAUCCCUGAACCUCUAAACUCGAGGCAUGUUUGCUCCACUUUGAAAAUGGUUUUAUAAAGUGUUCUCCAAUUUUGUCACUUGCCAAAAGUUAGGGGCUGAUAAUGGGCCGCAUGGGGUCGAGUGGGGGGGCUUUGUCCGAGUUGUACCCAGGACUUCGAGGAAUGUGACCGGAAAAAAAUAAUACAGUUGUCAUAAAACAACACGGGUAGCUACGGCGAAAUGAAGGGGCAAAAUACUCUUCUUUUGCUAUCAUUGCUGUUUGUUUUUAACAUAUUUUGCCUUCAUUUAACGGGGUUCGCUGAUCCUCAACCAUCUGCCGAGUUUCCCAUCAUACUCUUCUCUGAACUGAAUUACAACAAUGGCUCUGAUAAUGCCAACCAGUACUACACAAGUCUCAAAGAAGGCGAAUUCCAUGUCUGGGGCAGAACAAUAACUGAUCAGAAAAGAGAAUUCCUGUACAGAUCACUGAUUGUCAUGCCUGGAAGGAAACUCACAUUUAAAGCUGGCUUUUCUAGUGGAAACAGGUUUACUUCUUUCAUUUAUAACGUCACAAACAUCUCUAACAUACACUUGUGGAUGUUUGACAAUCAAGAUGUUGGUGGCUCGUCCGGGAUCUGGUAUACCCAGUGGGAGCACUGGCAGAUGGAUUUUGCUCUCAAGGUCGAGCCUUGUCCAAAUUGUACGUCUCCAGACUGUGGUGGAAAAACCUGUUAUUUUGGUACAUGUGGUAUAGAUGGCGAAUGUCAAUGUUUAAGUGGAUAUUCGGGAAGUAACUGUUCUACAAGACCUGGUGAUACUGCUAAAUAUCCCUCAAUCCAGUACCCACUGAUUUUGUUUCCCAGCAAAUAUUUCACAGGAACACCAAAACAGGUGGAACCAGACACUUUUGAAGAGUUUGCCAAAAACAGUCAGAGUCAGUUGGUUUUCGCCUACCAAUCAAUGCGCAUUCUGUUCAGAAGGAAAAUUACCUUUUCUCGUGUUGACCAUAAUGUCCAGUAUGAGAUCCCCAUUGGACGAGACAUUGAGGAUAUUCCGUCUUUCAUGAUUAUGAAUGAGGAAGUUGGCGAUGCACUGUGGAUCAACUAUUCACCUGCGAUUGACCUGAGCUUUGCUGUCAAGGUGGACGAUAAUCCUUCUUGCACUAACUGUAGUGACGUUGGUGGUUCUUGCUUUACAGGGAGUUGUGUCUGUCUGCCUGGGUAUAGUGGAGAGAAUUGUGAGAGUCCUGUCUUAUCUCUCUACAGUUAAUAAUAUAUUGUGUUCUAGUAAGGAUUGGUAGUAGAAAUUCACCUUGGCAGAUGCUCUUUGAAAUCCAUUUAGACCCAUUUGGGGAAAUGAUAAAUCUAAGACUUGUUAAAGGAGCUCAGUCACGUUAUUAGUGUUCUUUUGGCCAAGUACAAAACUACCUUUAAGUUGAAUGAAACCUGAAAAUAACAGUUUACAGUAACAAUAAAAAAAACACCAAAGAGAUAUUAAUAAUGAACCAUAAAGGAACAAGGAUGUUUAAUGAUGGGGAAGAUCAACACAGAUUCAAUCAAUCUUUGUUUAAAUACGAAAAUCUUAAUCAUAAAAAUGGUCUUCCUAGGAGUCGUAAACCAGGACAAAGCUCCUUCAUUCAGACCAUUUCUUAAAAAUUUAGGCAUGUAGAGACUAAUUUCCAAAAAGUUUUGUCCUUGCAUUGACAUCAAAGAUUCUGGAACAUUACAGAAGCAAAGAUUUUGUUAUAAUUUGUUGACACGUUCGACAAGCAAGACAGAUUUUUAUAUUUUACAGACCAUUCUACAACCCCCUUUACCUGAGUGAAUAUAUAUUGCAAGUUAUAUAUUUUUUUACUUACAUACAUUGACCGAAAUGUAUAUAUUUUUUUGUUCACCUAAUUUGGAGUGGUUGAAGUAGAGAUAAUACUAAUAGAGAGUUGCAUUGUAAAAAUUAUAUUUUCGUUCCGUGUUCCUGUGUCACAACACAUUUCGGUGGAAAUGUCAUGAUGUAGUGAGGCUAUUCAGGUAGUUUUGUGCUAUUUCUUAUCAUUCUAAACUGUUAUUAUAAGCUCAUACAUAAUUUCUGAGUAGAGAAGUCUACCUAGGAAUUUUUUACUGAUUUUUUUUAAAAAUGAUUUUGUUACGCACAAUUAUUUUUCCAUAGUAUUUAACACAGUGGUAUUUAUGUGACAAUGAAUAUUUUUGUGUACAAGUUGUAAAUAUUUUUGCAAAUUGUUGAUGACUUGCACAUAUUUUUAAGCAUGGUUCUUUGUAAUAAAAAAUAGCGAAAUAAAUUUCUGUUUUGUAUUUCUUGUGUUUGAAAUUUGGGAUUUAAUCACUAUACCUCAAUUGUACUAGGUUAGCAAAAUUUUGGGAUUAAAGCAGAAGAAAAGCACCUGUGACUCUUUUCACUUUGAUCUAUAAGAUUUUCUUUUUCUUCUUCAUGUAAAGGGUCUCCAGAGCAAGAAGACUUGUUUAUGUUCAUGAAAUCUUGCUUUACUAAAAUAAUUAUUUUCUCACUUAUCCUGCACAGAAAUAUUCUUCUGGUAACCCUCCAACCCUUAACUGAUGGACCAUUAAGUUUUUGAGGGAGUGGGAAAUUGUGCAAUUUUUCUCCCGGGGGGCGGGGGACUCCCAUAUAUAAAGGACUGGGGAGCUCAUAGGAAAUCUUGUAAAAAACCCCUAAGAGUUACUAAGAUCCUCUUUUGUGGGCCAGGUUUGGCUUGAUAUUUUUUCUCCCCUAAAAGGUAACAAUUAUUCUAAACAACACUUUAUCUCAUGCCACAUUU
Molecule: messenger RNA, 2908 nt
Organism: Orbicella faveolata
Lineage: Eukaryota; Metazoa; Cnidaria; Anthozoa; Scleractinia; Merulinidae
Source: RefSeq, a predicted model, not a curated record